This is a messenger RNA of Daphnia magna, 6803 nucleotides long. RefSeq lists its product as uncharacterized. Gene Ontology annotation, molecular function: protein dimerization activity; sequence-specific DNA binding. The record is from RefSeq and is a predicted model, not a curated record. The transcript is spliced from 9 exons. NCBI's taxonomy places the organism in Eukaryota, Metazoa, Arthropoda, Branchiopoda, Diplostraca, Daphniidae. The coding region runs from base 229 to 6594 and encodes 2121 amino acids.
AAGGAAAUAUUUUACGGCGAUACUUUAUGGAGCAUGACAUGUGUUGUAUGGAUGUGAAAUCGAAUUGAAAAUUCGCCCUUGUGGAGAGGAAUAAAAGAUACGUCUUGGCUUUGGCCGGUUCAGGCUUUCACAGUGGUUACAGGCCGUCGCAUAAAUAGGCACGUGCAAUUUUGGACUUAUUUCUGUGUGACUAUCCGACAACCAUAAAUAUUUGCUUAGGACCAUAAGAUGGUCCGGCCCUGUUGCAUAUGUGGCAUCAAGAAGACCAGCGAAGCCGCCUCAAAAGGAAUCAGAUUUUUCAAGUUUCCAAGUGUUAAAAGUGAAUCACAUUCAAUUUGGAUCAAGACAAUUCGUCAUCACUCAAAAAAGAUAUCACGCCCAUUCACCCCUAGGAGAAAUUCGAUAGUAUGCACCAGUCAUUUUGAAAAUACCUGUUUUACCCGAGGCAAAAGGAAGUUGCAACUUAAACAAGGCUCUAUUCCCACAAUUUUCAGUUUUGACGAUUCGACAAAAGAGGUUGUCUCCAUUUCGUGUGAUUCUAAGCCGAAAGAGGUCGAAGAAAAGGAAGGCAAUACUGAGCAGAAUGUUACCUCUUCAGUCAUGGGAGAUUAUGCCUCUGAUGGGUCUUCUUCAUUAUCACCUCCUGUAUUACUUCCCUUGCAAGAACUCAAUUCAGAUUUUGAGGAAACUAUCGAAGAUCCACCUGAUCUAGAGUUAUAUGACAUCAAUCGUGGCUAUGAUGAGAGUACAGGGCUGACAAGCUUUGCCGACUUGGACAUGAUUAAAAUGGAUCAUAUUGGAAGUGUUGCAGAUAUCUUAGGACCUGAUCCAUACUUGCAAGACGAAAGUAUCACCAUGGACGAGCGGGUAGAUUCCAGUGUAGGAGAAGAAAGGGAUGAAGUAGAUGGUCAGACCAUUUUGUCAUUUGCCAGUGUCGAGGAAAUGCAAGAAUUUGCUCAUCGACAAGCAAGCAGCAGGUUAACGAAAACAAACGAUUUUAGGCAAAUCAAGGGCUGGAGGAACAAGUUUCAUCAACUGACACCUUCGCUGUCCCCAUCUCCAUGCUCGUCCCCCCUUUAUAUUCCUGCUAAUUCUGUCGUUUUUACAUCGGAGAGUUCAAAGUCUCCAACGCCCACAAUCUUCUCCAGCUCCACUGUUGCCCUUGGCCCUUCGCUUAAGGCUGGAGAGGACAAACAAGAAGUUACAUGUGAAGAUCUUGAAGUUGGUAGUGCUAUACCGACUAAUCAACAUAAAGAGCCAGUUUUGGAAUCAGAUAAAACAGUUGAAUCACCGAAGCAAGUCAUCGCGCCAUCGGAAGAAACGUUUCAACAUUCAGAACAAACAGUUGAAUCAUCAGAAGACACUACUGAAAUAGCAGACGAAAUGGUGGAAUCGUUGGAAGAAUCGGUAGGAGUUUAUCCUGAACUCGGGCCAGACGGUUCAAUUUCAUCUGAAUAUGCCGAGUAUGCAGCAUCAGCUGUCAAUUUCCCUUAUGUUGAAAAACGACGCAAGCCACUAAAGAAAGCAAUUGACAUGCCUGAUGCCAGUAAUACAACUGCUCCCGGACCGAAAAUUUCGCCUAAAGUUCCAAAGAAACAACCUGCAAUAAAGGGUGCUCAAGAAUUGCCUAGUGUGGAAAUCGAUGAAGUUCCUAGUAGCGAUCUGGUCGUUUGUGAAGAUUUAAUGGAAGAUGUUGUCGUUCAAGAAGACGAAUACGUAGAAGUCUACGAUGUACCUGGAAAUUUGGAAUUCCCUGUUGUUGAAUGCGGCAAGCUCUUCUGUCGACUAGGUUGCGUCUGCGACACAUUGACGAAAACAAAAAAUCAGUCAAAAGUUCCGGUAGAGCAUUGUGCUCUACCUGAAUGCAUGUUACAAUGUGUUUGUGGCUUUCAGGAGGGAAAACCUUCAAGUCGCAAAUGCUUUGCUUCGUUACUUAAAGGUAACGAAUCGUUUUACAGCAAGAUCAAUUGGUCAGGUGAGCGUCGAAGACGUGAGAGAAGGAUACCUGAGCGUUUCUCCGAGUUCCAUCUUGGCAAUGAAUCCUCUUCGUCUACUUCAAACCAUGGCCGAUCACCGGAAGAAUCCAAGCCCGUUGAAGCAAAGAGCAAAAACAGUGGUCAUCAUCGAGCCGGUAACACUCAUUCAUCGCGCCCAUCUUCUUCUUUGAGGACUGGCUGUCCAUCACAGCAACGUUUGAUGCCCCAAGACGUGGGUGUUGAGGACUCCCUUCCUUCUCCAUCAUCAAGUAGAAAAUGGGAACCUUUCCGCGUAAAAGUUUGUGCCGAGGAAAUCAAGUUGCUACGCUGGGAUAGUUUCGUCAGCCUCUCGAAGGUUUACGUAGCGCCAGAUCACGAUAUUUUCUGCAUGGAACAUUCAAUGUACGGUUGUCCGUGUAUUGAAACUGAUCGAAGAAUCAUUCGAAUCGCCUCUAAAUACGUACCCUUACCACUUAUCGAUACCACCAGAAAUGCGGAUAACAGGUCGCCGCAAUCGGCGAAUGGUGCCAAGAAAGUGAAGGCCAAAGCUGUUGCUAGUAGUCCGCCAUCUAAAAACGUUGCCAAAAAACAUACGCAUCCCAAUAUGAGAUUGGCCAAUAAAUCAAGAAUUUCACCAACAGAAGAAAAUGUUGCUGCACCCCAAGAACCAAUUGCCAGAACGUCUUCAUUGUCAAAAAUGCGUAAGCUUCUGAAUGACGAGCGUUUUCAACUACAGAAGCUAAUGACGGACGAAAAGACACGGGCGUUUGAUGAGGAAGUUGAUUUGGCCGUUCGUCAAGGCCAAACCGUUCAGUUGGUUGCUUGGAUUCGUUUCCAUCGCAUCUAUCACGCUGGGCGUAUACACAUCCGCUUCCUAAGCCGUCGAGCUGGACCGGUUAUCUUAGUGAUGCGCCCAACCGAAAUUGUAGCAGCCGACAUAACAUGUGAUAUCCAAGAUAUGAAGAGCAAUGAUAAUUCCCCAGAAAUUGUAAAGGAGUUACUUGAUCCGUGUAUCUCACCGGACGAAACUUCCCGCUAUGCAUUUCUUCUUUGUGACGGAGUCAAGUGGGAGUUGGUAGGUUGUCUUACUCUGAAAACUACAGAUGCACCCAACCCAACUGCAGCUCCAGCUCCAGCUCCAGCUUCAUUGGAUACGGAAGACACGUCAGAAUUCCGUAAAUCUCCGCCAUCUCAUCAGCAGCCGAUCGCCAAAAAGGUGCCAGUAGCUGCAUUUCCAGAAGGCCUAGAUACUCAACAGCAACAAAGUGCAGCUAGUUUGAAGUGUGUCUCAGAGUUUCCAGUUAAAGCGAAAGAGGGCGUUUGCCCUCCCAUUCCCGUCUCUCUUCCCAGCCUCUUAGUCAAGCAUUCAUCAGUGGAACGCAUCAAUGCCAUGGAACAGCGACGUAUGCAGUUGGAAGAAAGGCUAAACCAAAUCAAAUCGAAGCUCAUGAUACCACAAGCCAAGCCAAUCGCCAGUUCGAAACUUUUGAAAAGCCGAAAUCGUACUUCUACGUGUCCGAAUCCACGUUCAGUCCCGAUCGUUGAUCAGCUAGUCAUGCCCGAGGAAUUUCCAUCGCGUUCACUUCCACAGUCCGGUCCCUCGGUUCAGGUAGCUCCAAAGACUGCUCGACGCUCGAAGCGCAAACCGGAUAUGGCUUAUCUUAUUCCCGAUCAGUGUAUUUUACCUGACGAUAUGCCAAUCGUCGGUCUCACAGAAGAACAAACUGAAAUGGAAGUGAAAGGCCAUCAUCAAAAUUUACCUGAUUUGUUAAUCGAUCAAGUUAUCAAGGAGCCUACACGAUCCAUGUAUCCAGCAGCAGAAAAGCUCGCAAUGUUUUCUCGGCUCAUCCGAAAUGGCAGUGAUCCCUUUUUCAAUGGUGCCAACUAUUCGAGUUUCGAAGAUACGUCUACUUUUGCUUCUGAACGAGUUCGUUCUUCUACCAAGCGUCAACAACCAGCGAAAAUUGAACGGCCUCCUCCCUCUCCUCCUGUCGUCCCCGCUGCCAUACCUCCAACACCUAGUGAUUUGCUUAAGCCAAACACACGGUCAUCAGAAGUAACACUAUUAAAACUUCAACCAAUUGGCCCGUCACUGCCAAACGGCGUUACUGGGCCGAAUCCGGUACGGAGAAUCCGCAUCCUAACGCCGCAGUCAGCAAUGAAUGGAACUAGUGGAAGUGGUCUCAUUCCAUUAUUGACCUCUCGUAACGGCAUCGAACCUAAUGUCAUUCAGCAACAGCGGAUGCACUGGAGUAGUAAAGGGGUGAAGCCACCAGUCAACUCAAAAUCUUUGGCUACCCCUGUACCCUCUAUAUCGGAGUCGUUUAUGUCCGUAUUGGCAGUUCCAACGUCUUCCGCAAUUGCACCGACCACGUCUAGUAAGUCAACCGGCUGCAGUGCGGAAGCUAGCCGCAGCAUUCAACCUGCUAACAGUAAACCAAAUCAAGUCGGAUCGACACCCACCGUCAAUUCCAGUUUGAUGACCUCGGAUCAGAAAACUCAGCUUUCGAUGAAAGCAAGCUCAAAUAUGAUUCCAGAUGGGUCAACUCAGCUUUUGAUGAAAGCCAACACAACCGCAGCCGAUGCAGAUUCAUCCCGUGCUGUGAAACUUGUGCAACAACAUACAGACCCAGAGUCGAUUCCCUCGUCGGAUGAUAAUGCAGAACCGCCAAAAGAGACAACAUCAUCAUCCAAAAGUGUUUUCCCAAGAAUAGUCACUGCCGAGGUCAGUACCGUUAAAUCGUCGUCGGGAACUGCAACGCGAAGUCUAAAAAUCAUUUUAGAAGCUAUGGAGGGCGAACACCAAGAUCUCUGCCCAAGUCGAGCAAGUAUGCUCCUGCCGUUGCAUAACAUCAACGAUCAAUGGUGCCUCGUUGCUAUCGAUCAUGUCCCGGAUAGUGGCUUUCAAGUUCCUGGCCUGACAGUGUUUAUUCCUCGUGACGUAUUAGGGCGCGCAGCUUCCACGGCAAUUGAACGCAAAGCUCGAGUCUCUUUCCCGCUGCACUUCCAGCUGAAAAACGUUGGCUCCGUGUUCAAGAAAGGUUUUGGAGUUUAUGGAACACCGCAACUUCCUCGUCACGUUUUUCUCGGUCCAUUUCCUUUUAAUUAUUUGGAAAACUGUACACCUUUUGCGAUGCAACACAACAACCGUUGCAUGUUCCUCAUCAAGUUAACCAAACCUAUACCGUCCGAUUCCGGUUGUGCGAAUGAGCCGAAUCAGGUAACGCGAACGAACAAAGAACAGGCUGAAGAAGUAUCACUGUCAACUUCGAUAGAGUCAUCAGACAAAAUUGUCGAAACCACGCCUGAAUCCAAGACCAACGAAGUGGUUUCUACAACGGUGCCCGCUGAUGAAAAUGGAAAGCCCGAUUGUUUCUCGCUCACAUCUUCCCCCCAAAGUGAUGAAGUUUCUGUUGUCGCAACCCUUGCCGGAGCAAGUAAAACUGCCACAGUAGCCGAUCAGACCUUUGGCAAUGCGGAAUCGGGAUUAUUGGAAAAUGAGGGGAAAGAGUGUGCAAAGGAUUCAGAGAGUGACGGAAUAGAAAUAAUCAACGAAAAUGUUAAUAUGAAUUCUGAACUCCGAAUGGGAUCAGCCAAUGCCAGUGUGCCGCUUCAACCCAUGGAUGGGAGACCGAAAAGAAUGUUCGUCGCUCGUACACCGGGUCUACCUCCUACGAAUAUUAAACUAUUUUCUGAAAGUUCGGUGGUAGUGGAUCACCCUUUCUUACGUGGUGAAAAGGAAACGUUCACUUCCAUUGAUGAAGCAAAAACUUGGUUGCAGACUCUGGCCAUCCGCCAGUGCAAAGGCAAAGGAUUCAGUAGCAGUGGGAGUGAUAAAUCAAAAACAAGCAAUUCAGCCGAUGAUUCCUUGGCAAAUUCGGAGUUCACCGAAGACGAAGAAAUCGACGUCUGCGGUCAGACUACGGGAGAAUCACGUGAGCAGGAAGAAACGGUGGACUCGGCGUCGACCACGUCCAGAAGCCCUAAACGAAUUCGGCGCUUGACGGAGAAAGCCAGAAUUUUAGCCGCCAACAAAUCAAAAUCAAGUCGAAGUUGCACCGCAACCACUAAUGUAGUGAAGCGGUCUUACAACAAGCAAUCUUCGUCGCGUAUGGGGUCAUCGCGCAGCACCGUUCAACGAAUGCUGCACAUUCAAAAAGAACAAGAGCGAAGAGGACUGCUCGGCAAACUUAUUCGGGAUCUCGACGCUUUGUGUGCACCAGACAGCGGAACUAGAGCUAAAAUAGUCGUCUUGAAAAAUGCUACAACCACAGUCAAACAUUUGGAGCAACAGGCAAAAGAACUGGAAAACACUUACCAAGCAUUAAAACUUCAUCGUACUGCUCUUCUCACAAAACGAGAGAAAAUAUUUGCAGAGUUGCCAUCUGAGGUCAGCCAAAUUUUCAACUGCCUCAUGGAAUCAGUGGCGUUGCCCUCGCGGCAUUUAACUGUUGCGGUAAGUGAUCGUUCUAAGCGAAAUCGACUACCGUCUCCUCAACUUAGUGACCAACAUAAUCGGGGUCGCGUUGCGGUUGUAGUUCCUAACAGCGCUCUAUUAAGCGAAUUUGUUAAUCGUCCUACAACGCAGCACUAUGUCUUGACAGGGGUAGAAUUGUAAGCGAAAAAGACCAGGGAAUGCCAACAGCAGUCCUGUUUAGUUCUUAGAAAUUACUUUUUCCUUUUGACUUCUUUUUCAACACUAUGUACUGCUCGUAGUUGUGUGGUUCCUUUACUCUUUCAAAUUAAAAUUUGCUUGCUGCUUCUUUACAUGAUAAUGUGAUCAUCAGGUCAAAAGUUCACAAAUAAAAUUCUGUUUGUAUUUGUUAA